Molecule: messenger RNA, 2445 nt
Organism: Rotaria sp. Silwood1
Lineage: Eukaryota; Metazoa; Rotifera; Eurotatoria; Philodinida; Philodinidae
Source: the annotation of a GenBank genome assembly
AUGCUUGCCAAACUACAUUUGAUCAAACUCUUUUUUUGGUAUAUAUUACGUGAUGAAGAAGCUAUUCGACGUCAAGGAUUUUUACCUCAACUCGAUCCAAGGUGUUUGAAUAAAGCAUUCGAAGAGAUGCACGCUGAAGGCUUUGCCGACGAUGGUCUCUUUCCGAAAAUCCGAGACUUCUUUCUUCCACUGACUAUCUCUGAACGUGAACUACACAAAGAACGUCCACAUAUGGAAAGACUUCGUCAGACUCGCUUGGCAAAACGUAAUCGAUUGCUUGAGGAUCUUGAACAAUAUCAAAACGCACUGAAAGAACGAGCAGAUGUCUAUUGGAGACAUGACGAUAUCGUGCUUGAUUUAGAGAAGCGUCUUGCAAAUGAAGAAACACAGUAUACACAGACUUCCACAAAGUUGAUUUCGAGCAAGAAAGGUGGUCGAGCACAACCGGAACAGGCACGAGAACUUCAUCAACUCCAUGAAAAAUCGAAAAUAACACAGACUCAACUUCGACAGCACCUCCAUGAAAUCAAGAAUCGAAAAAAGGAAGUUGGGAAAGUUGUCAACGAUUUGGAAACAAACAUUGAUGAGACAAAGGCACUUGUAACAGUAAUUGAAAAUGAACUGGCCGCAUCGAGUAAACAUGUUGACAAACGACUCAUUAAACCUCCUCGAGGUCUUAUUAUGUAUGGACCACCUGGUACCGGUAAAUCGGAUAUAAUGAGUAAAUUAUCGAAAAAAUUAGGAAUUUUAAUGGUGGGUCCACCGAUAGCAGCUGGUGAACUGAAUCGUCCGCUUGUCGGACAAACUGAAAGCAUAUUGAUUGCAUUGUGUUCACGUUGCUAUCGAGUACCCUAUGCAAUGUGUUGUAUAUCAAUCGAUGAAAUCGAUUCAUUAGCACCGAAACGUACGCAAGAUUCCAGUGAAGGCAAAGUUGAUAAGAUCUCCGUAUUGCUCUCACUGAUUGAGGGCAUUAAAGAUGUACCUAAUCUGAUGAUUUUAUGUGCCACAAAUCGUUUACAUAUGAUGGAUGAAGCAUUUUUGCGUCGUAUGUCCGGCAAAUUUUUCGUUGGUCGACCGUCAUCAGACGCUCGUCUUUGUAUACUCCGAAAAAUACCGGACUGGGCACUCGAACCAGAACUACUCGAUCGACUAGCGAUUGCCACCACGAAUUUUAGCGGAGCCGCAGUGAAUGCAUUGACUCGAAUGAUCACUGUCAAAUGCAUGACCAUUCAACGUACACAACCAGAUUAUCAACUAAAUGAAAUCGAAGUACUUAAAAUCGCCGAUUGUGCUGCUCAGCAGUAUCAAAUUUUGAUUGGCAGCGAAACAUUGCCUCGACUUCUUCUACGUAAUAAAUUUGUCAUUUCUCGAAAUCCUAUUUAUCAACUAUCACCACGUUAUAAAUAUACCGGUCGAAUCAUUGUCGAUUUGUUCAAUCGUAGCAUACGUAUUGAAAUAUGUGGACAAAAUGGUGUAAAUGUGAUCAAUGAAAAACUAGCGAUUGUUCAGCACAAACUCUAUCCAAAUGAGACCAGUGUUCAAGGUUUACUUGAACGAUUGACUGCUUAUGGCAAAGAUCGAAAUGUUCAACUACUUCAAUUGAUCGAUCUUCAUUUACUUGCCUCGCAAGGUGCCUAUGAUGAACGAAAAGUCUAUGAAACAUUGAAAGAUCGCUAUGAUGAAUUUACUGCCUAUGCACGCUCAAUGAUCGUCUAUGAUUUGGAUGCAUUGGUAGGAGUAAAUAGAUCCGAAUCAGAUUCGAAUAUGGGUCGUUCUAUUUCGUCGUCUGUACAUAAUCACAGCAUCUAUACGUAUGUUCUUGCCCGAUUCCGUGAUUUCGUCAUCGAAGAUAGUCAACAACAAACUGACAAUAUCGAACGAUGGUCUGUGGCAAUCAUCCGCGAACCAUUUCUUUUGCGUCAAUUCUGUGCCGAUGUUCAAUUUGCACGUACACGUCAAGAAGAGGAAGAAAUAGAAUUAGAACGUCGCAAAGCUGAAGAUCUACUCAUAUGUGUCAAAUGCAAAGAUUUCUAUAUAGAAAACGAGAACAGAAUGGGUAGUUGUACACAUCAUAAUGGUUUUCCGUAUGAUGUUGCAGCGUCCGAUCUGCGAAUUUAUACACCGAGUGAGAUGACAAAACUAUUAAAUAGAAUCGAAUCUGAUGCAAUCAAUAAUCCUGACGAACGUGACCGUUUAGAACGUCAAAAAACUAAAUUCAAAUGGAUCUGUUGUGAUGCGGUGUUCACAAGUGCUACUACGGGUGGUUGCAAGAAGGGCAAGCAUGGCUUCAGUUUUCAGACUAAUUCAGAGUUUUACAGACCAUUUGUUAAUUACAGUGUCGCUCAACUUGAUCAGGUUACUAUUCAACAGUGGGAAGAAGCAUGUCGUGCUAAUGAAGAAUACAAUGAAAAAUGGCUGUCUUUAUUACAUGAACGUCGAUCAUGA